Sarcophilus harrisii (Tasmanian devil) is the source of this 3050-nucleotide messenger RNA. RefSeq names its product bile salt sulfotransferase-like. Gene Ontology annotation, cellular component: cytoplasm. NCBI's taxonomy places the organism in Eukaryota, Metazoa, Chordata, Mammalia, Dasyuromorphia, Dasyuridae. The record is from RefSeq and is a predicted model, not a curated record. Gene Ontology annotation, biological process: sulfation. Gene Ontology annotation, molecular function: sulfotransferase activity. Bases 314 to 1186 code for a protein of 290 amino acids. The transcript has 9 exons.
UCUGCUCUGGGGAGCAGUUGAACCUGUGAAUUCAUUCUAGACAGCUCCUCACCUUCAUCACUUGUUGGACCUCAUCAAUAGCUACCUGGGACAGCUAAUGUGAUUUCUCUAAGUCAUUGACCUUAUAUAGAAAUACAAUACUAUAGGUUGCUCACAAAAGGAAGCCAGAAAAACCUGAAGACCUAGAGGGGGAAGGAUUGAGUCCUAGCUGGCUCUGGGAAAAACCACCAGACAUUCCCCAGUCUCCAAGCAAGACUACAGCUUGCCAAACUUCUUCAUCCAGAAAAGAAGAUAGACAAGAAGAGAUACUGUCAUGGACAGAUUGAAAGUUAUUGAAGUCUUUGAAGGCCUCUCCUUUCCAGGAAACUUGCACACCCAAGAGAGCCUGCGUGCUGCUGUCAACUUCCAGUUCCAAGACACAGAUGUCCUUUUGGUCACCUUCCCCAAAUCAGGUACAAACUGGAUGCAGCAAAUCCUGAGCCUCAUCUUCAACAAAGAGAACCCCCAGCAUGCCCAAAGCCUACCUACCUGGCAACGUGUCCCUUGGAUUGAGCAAAUACAUUUAUUGAAUUGUUUGACUGACGUGAAGACAUCCAAAGUACGCCUUCUCACCACUCACCUCCAUGCCAGAUUACUGAUCCAUAAGUUGAAGAAUACCAAAACUCGAGUGGUGUAUAUGGCACGGAAUCCAAAGGAUGUCCUGGUCUCUUACUAUCACUUCCACAAGUUGGCAAAGUUUAUGCCAGAAUUUGAUUCCUUUGAAGAUUUCUUUGACCACUUCCUGGAGGGCAAAGUGUUCUAUGGUUCCUGGUUUGACCAUAUAAAGGACUGGUUAUCUGUUCAGCAAGAACUGAAUUUCUUUCUGAUCACUUACGAGGAGCUGUCCCAGGAACCUUGCCAGACUAUCCAGAACCUGGCCAACUUCCUGGGCGAACAGCUGGAACCCAAAGAUCUUCAAAACAUUCUGCAUUACUGUAGUUUUUCCUUCAUGAGUCAAAAUGAACUGCUCAACUAUACCCUUAUCCCUUCGGAUGUAUUUGACCACAGUGUGGGAAAGUUUAUGAGAAAAGGUGAAACAGGAAACUGGAAGGAACACUUCUCACCUGAGCAGAAUACCAGAUUCAAUCAUGUCUACCAGAGAGAGAUGGGGGAUCUCAUCAUUAAAUUCCCCUGGUCUCAGGAAUAACCAGGAAAACAAAACUCAGACCCUUUAUCUCAGGCUUCUUGUAAUGAUGCUUUACCUUUCCUCUGACCCUCUUUCCAUCCUACUUUAAUAAGCUGUAGAGUGUCCUCUAGUAAAGAGCCUCAUGUUCUUUAUGUGUAAAGGGCUCAUUUUGGAACAAAAUAAGACACUCGAGAGGUUAUUCCACAGUUUACAAAAGGAAAGUUACUUAACCAAAGAAGGCAAUUCACUUUCUUCUGGGAAGAAUGGAUUUGUUUUUGCCUAGAUUGCUGAAUCUGGAGUCAGGAAAACCUGAAUUCAGAUCCAGCCUCAGACACCUCUUAGCUGUGUGAUACCAGGCAAGUCACUUAACCUUUAUCUGCCUCAGUUUCUUCAAUUAUAAAAUGAGGAUAAUAAUAACAGUUCCUAGGGCUCUUAUAAGGCCCAAAUAAGAGAGUUGAGAGUUUAAAUAUAGUAGGUCCUUAAUAAAUGCUUAGCAUAUUUUUUUCCAGCUAUGCUAGCCUAUUUGUUUCUCACAUGCAACACUCCAUGACUUUACACUGGCUUUCUUUGGUGGGAGGAUGACAUUUAAGUUGUUACCCUGAAGGACUGGAAGGAUGAUGUUGGGGAUUGGGGAAAGAUUUAAGAGAAAGAUAUCCAAUUCAAGACUCUAGACUGAAGUCCAGCAGUGAGGUUGGAACUAAAUAGUUAGAUUUGGGAAUCCUCAGUGUAGAGAUGGCAAUUAAAUCCAUGAGAAAUGAUAAGAUCCCUAAAUGAAAGGGAGAAAAGAAGUGGGUCUAAGGCAAAACUAUGAGAAACACCUGUAGUGAGAGCAAACGAUUUAGAUAAAGACACGGGAGAAGUAGUCAGAUAGGUAGGAGGAGGACCAGAACAAAGUGGUGUCCAGAAAACCCAGAGAGAAGAGGAUGAUCAAUAAUGUCAAAUACUGCAAAGAGUAAGGAGAGUAAAGAUUGAGAAAAGGCCAUUGGAUUUGGCCACUAAUACAUCACUGGUAAUUUUAGAGAGGCUGGUUUCAGUGGAAUGAUUAGGUUGGGAGCCUGACUGUAAGGGGUUAAGAAACUGAGAGGAGAGAAUAUAAGAAUAUAGAGGACUUUAGCUAUAAAGGGCAGAAGAGAAAUAGAACAUAGCAGUAUGGAAAGAUCAAGUGAGGAUUUUCUUUGUUCUCUUCUGGAAUUGGCAAUGACCACGUCAUCUUAUAUACAUCUUUAUCUCUGUUAUCUCUAGCUCUUAUCACAGUACCUCCCAUAACAGAUGCUCAUGAAAUGCUAGUUAAAUUAAGUUGAACAAGUCAAGCCAAGGGUAUAUCAUGACGCAUACUCCUGGCUUGGAAUUUAAUAAUGGGUUAAACGAUAUAGGCUGACCUUUCUGGAUCUCAGUAUAGGUCACUUAACAUCUCCGGGAACUCGAUGAUGAACUGUAGACCUUGCUCCCCUUUCCAGAAGAGUAUUCACUGGCAGGCACAUUGCAUAAGAGAGCUCAUGACUUAUCUGGGCUGAAGUCUUUACUAAUGCUCAUUAAUCCUAUGUAAUUUUUUUGCCUUUAUGAUAAUCCCUCUCCUAUAGGAAACCCCCCCCCCCCCAAAUAUCACCUUUACCUAAAUGCUAUAAGGAGCUGGUUGAUAGAGAAUGUCAGGCAAACACUAAAUGUUGAUCAUAAUAAAGGAAUAUGUCCCUGGAGCCAACUCACAUGUGGAUCUGUACAAGUCAGGACAAGUGACAAAACAUAUACAUGAUAAGAGCUCUGUUUUGACAUACAUUACCCCCACCCUCAUCCCAAACCUUUCUACUUGGCUGAGAAUCUCUUUUCUCCUCUAGUUUUAAUGAUCAAAUGUUGUACCCAGGCCCAUUAAAUGCCCAUCUGUUAAAAA